UUUGCUGACACUACGUUUUCUGCCGCUUACGUUUGUUGCGAUAAUAAAUAACAGUGCGCGGCGUAUGGAUUUGUUUAUCAGGAAGGAGCUGGUUCUGACCAAGGAAACUGGACUGGAGGAUGUGGCGCCGCUGUGCCUCAAGCUGCUCACCUGGCUGCGCGGCUGCCAGGAGGAGAUGCACAGCGAGCACCGCCACCUGCGGCUCAGCCAAUCCGUGGUGGAAUCCCUGCUAAAGGCCCACCUGUACCUGUUCGAGUGCUACGAUCGCUUUGGCGAACCGCUGGCCGAUCGCUGCGAUUCCAGUGGCUUCUUUGCGGGCUGCUCCAGUCUGGAGGCUCGGAGGCAGUGCAUCCGGGAGCUGUGCACGACCAUUGUGAACACAAAGCGGGGAGAAGCGCAUGCGCCACUGCUGCAUCUAAUGCACCGCACAUUCGCCGAGAUUCAGCCCGCCUGGAGUGUGAUCCGUGAUCUGGACUGGUCGGAGAUUCGGAAAUCAGAGGCACUGUCCUGCAGCGAUUUCAUCAGCCAGGAUCUCCAGCAGAUGCGCCGCCUGGUGAAGCGAAUUGCUCGCUUGUCCAGUCUGCGGGACAUGGAGACCGCCUUGCAGCGCUCCAUGGAACUGGUGCGAUUCCCGGUGUGGCUGCAUCUCUUCCAGGAGUCACGGCACAGUGACAUCCACUCCGACUGCCACCUAAUGCGCCACAUGAUCUGCGAUACUGUGACGGAGGGCGCAUCACCCGCCUGCUCCGGAUUCCUGCACAAUGUGUUCCUGUUCCUGCUGCAGCCCGCCAACGGACUGAGGUUCUGGGCUGGCCUGGAGCAUGUGCGUCUGGCUGGCAGCCUGAUUGCAUACCUAACCGGUCAUUGGAGCCGGCACCUGCCCUACUUGGACCUGGACGAGAUGCAAUUGACCGCCGAGGCUCCUGCGUGGGCUGUGGCGCAACUGCCCCUCAACGAGGCCACCUAUGUGACCCACCUGAUGCUGGCCCCCGGAUCGCCAUGUCGCCGCCAGUUCGCCCAGCAGUUACGCACCCUCCUGUCCGCCCAGUGCUUUGCCCAGCUCCUGGAGCUGCUCAAUAAAGUGGCCUUCGUGUUCAGUUAAUCCGCCCCAAGCUUUUAAUCGUUUUUGGGCAAA
Molecule: messenger RNA, 1135 nt
Organism: Drosophila subpulchrella
Lineage: Eukaryota; Metazoa; Arthropoda; Insecta; Diptera; Drosophilidae
Exons: 2
Coding region: 65-1102 (345 amino acids)
Source: RefSeq, a predicted model, not a curated record